AUGGAUCGAGAUAAAGAAUUCAAUGGUGUGUUUGUUAAUUCCAACGGGUGUGUCAAUUGUUUUCCUAAUACCAAAAAAAAUAGUAGUAGUAUAUGGAUAAAAUUAAAUGUUGGUGGAAGAAUUUUUCAAACAACAAAACAAACAUUGUGUAAUGAUGUUAAUACAUUUCUUGCAAAACUUUGUAAUGGAAAUUUUCCAACAACAACUGAUAAUGAUGGUGCAAUUUUAAUUGAUCGUGAUCCUGAUUAUUUUAAUGUAGUUUUAAAUUAUUUACGACAUGGUAAACUUAUAAUAGAUAAAGGUCUAUCUGUUGAUGGAGUUUUAGAAGAGGCAGAGUUUUACAAUAUUCCAUUAUUGAUAGAACUUUGUUAUAAAAAAAUUAGUGAACAAAGUCGUAAACAAAAAGCCUCAAAAAAGCAUGUAUAUAGAGUUCUUCAAAGUCAUACUGAUGAAAUUACAAAUAUGGUAUCCGCAUUAAGUGACGGAUGGAAACUUAAACAAAUCUUGCCAGUUGGAUUGGGUUAUAUGAAUGAGAAUCAUGAUGAAUUUUUGUGUGUUGUUUCAAGAGAUUUACCAGAUAGUGAAUCAGAAAGAGAUUUUAUUGGUUCUGCUGAUAAAGCAUCGACAUUACAAGAAAAAGCUAGAAAUCAUUAA
Messenger RNA from Strongyloides ratti, 654 nucleotides. Its product is annotated as Insomniac. The transcript is spliced from 3 exons. Gene Ontology annotation, cellular component: cytoplasm; Cul3-RING ubiquitin ligase complex. Gene Ontology annotation, biological process: protein homooligomerization; proteasome-mediated ubiquitin-dependent protein catabolic process. The coding region runs from base 1 to 654 and encodes 217 amino acids. NCBI's taxonomy places the organism in Eukaryota, Metazoa, Nematoda, Chromadorea, Rhabditida, Strongyloididae. The record is from RefSeq and is a predicted model, not a curated record. Gene Ontology annotation, molecular function: cullin family protein binding.